GGGCCGCCCCUCCAGCCCCUUCCGCCGCCCCUCCUCUCCGCCCUCCCGCUCCCUCUUCCCGUCCCGGCCGGGAAGGCGCCGGGCUUGGCCUCGCUCCCCUUGGUGGCCGAGCCAUGAGCUAGCCGCCCAUGCCGCUUCCUGCCCUCCCGCGCCCUCCGCGCCGACCCCGCGUCCCCUCCCCGCACCCGGAGGGAGGCCGCGGCCCGCGGGGCGGCUGCUCGGGCCCGACCCCACCCGGACCCCGGGGCGGCCCGCAGAGCUGGGAGACGAGCCGGGCGCGCCCCGAGGGCCGAGGCCUGCGGGCCGCACUCCCCGAGCCCCGGCCGGAGCCUGUGCGCCCCGGUCCCCGAAGCGAGCCUGGGAGGGAGAAGGGGCGAGAGGAGGGCCUGGCCUCCCCCGGGGAUGGAGGGGAUGGAGGCGGCAGCCCGACCUGCCGGCGGCAGCCUUCACCUUUCCCACUUAGAGCAAGAACAGCACUUGGGCCGUAGACUCCGGCGGCUCCAAGCCGCACCAGUCGGUACCCCGCGGUCCCCAGUGAGAAAGCUCUCAUCCUUUCCCGGCUCCGGAGAUGGAUUGGCUCUGGAAUGCUGUUCCACAGCUUACCCAAAAGAAAGUUCUUUUCCUGUGACUGAAAUUGCUCCCCCUUGCAUUCGAAUCCCCUGCCUUCUGGAUUGAACCUUGGAAGAGAGGAAUGGGUGGUUGGACUGCGAAGAUGAAGUGGAGGGCCCCAAACAGGGAGCAGAACAGCCAGUUCCAUGGAGGUGACGUCAGCUGUGGAGAGAAGUGGCCCUGAGCCACAGCCGGAGAAUGGACACCUCCCAAGACACUGGCCCUGUCCUCAAGAAGACAGAACACCCAGCCUAAUGGCCCCCCAGCCUCCCGGGGCAUGGGGUAUACAGCUCCACAGCAGCCCCUCGGUGCUGGAGUCCAAGGUGAGAGCCUUGAAGGAGAAGAUGACAGCAGGCAAACAGGGGGCAAGCCCCUGCCUCACUUCCCACGAGCGGCCAAACCUCAAGAAACCCAAAUGCAGACGCGUCAAGGUGGGGGGAACCAGGACUCCAUUGGAGGGCCCUGGCCUGCCCAGUGCUGUGGUGGUCCUCCAUGCUCAGAGCCCCGGUGCUGGGCAGCUGGGCAGAAGCGUCACCGAGGAGGAGUCCUCCAGAAAUGGGGGCCCUGGGCCUCCCAAGCCUCCUGCUCCCGGGCCUGAGUGCUGGAACAAGAGGAGGCCUUGGACUCCAGAAGCGGUUCGGACACGGCCUGACCACGACAGGGCUCUGCAGCCAGGGCCUGGCUCUUCGCAAGAGAGCCCCACCCGCAGAGUCACUUCAGGCCGGCCUGCGGGCUCUGGGCCUUGUAGCAAAACCACCCAUGUGCCCAACCGGAGGAAAGGAAGGUCAUACCCACUGCAGGAUGGUCUAGUCAUGAGGGGAGACCUGGAUAGCUUGUCUCUGACCUCCGAGGAGGACUGUGUCCCCAGGCCAGCCUUGCUGGGGGAGCUCUGGAGGGCUGGAGACCUGGGAGCCCCGGGCACUGAGGGCAGCACCUUGUCCCUGUCUGACCGAGUGGAGAGGAAUCGCCUUCUGCUGCAGGAGAUGCUGAGUGUUGGGGGGCAGGGCCCCCCCAAGGUGGGGAUCCCAGCCUGGACUUCAUCCUGGGACAGAGCUGUGCCAGAGCGACCAGCAGGGGAUAUUGACUGGGACUCCGGGAUCUCCCUGCAGGACUCGGACCAGAGCAGGACCUUUGGUCCCAAGCUGGAGCCCAGGCUGAGCCCCAGGCACGAGGAAGCCAAACAUCUGCUGCAGCGAGCCCGCAUGAAGGCCAGGACCCGGCCCCUCCGCGCCAGCCACGAUGUCGUGCCCGCCCUUGCCCGGGGCAGCCGAGAUGGGCGGAAAAGCACAGCUCUGGACCCGAGGAUGACCUUGGCCUGCAAAGACAACCUCCAGAACGGGAACACGAGUGACUCUUCCAGCGGGGAGUCCAGCAGCGGGCAGUGGCCGAAGCGGGGCGCCUCCCCAUCCCACGUCCGCUUUGAGGAUGAGUCCGCGCGCGACGCCGAGUCCCGCUACCUGGAGCGGCUGCAGCAGCGCCAGCGCCAGGUGCUGAGCUCCGCGCUGCAGCCGGCGGACCAGGGCCCGCUGCGCUCCAAGCCCGACCUCGCCGACUACAUCCACGGGGGCUGCCGGCACCGGGGUGCGGGCGCGGGGACUCUCCACCCUCUGCUGGGCGGACUGGAGCCCAGGGGCCUCCCCGCGCCGCCGACCGCUCGGGUCAGCGAGAGGAGGUGCCGCGCUUGCGGCCACCGCGUCACCCCCGACCCGCGAGUCCGCCUGGAGUGCGAAGCUGCCUGCAGCACGGAGGGGGCAUUGGCGCAGCCCCGCAGCUCUCGGGGCCUGAGCGCCCCGCUCCGGCUCCUCCUCGCCGAACCCCGGCUCCGCACCGAGUCGAUCCGGGAGACACACAUCGGCGAGCAGGAGCGCCCCGAGGAGGUGGACUCCGCCCUGGACAGCACGGACACCUCGGACAGCUGCAGGACGGACAGUGAGGAGGCCGGGAGCGCCCAGCCCAGCAGGGCCCGCGGCAGCAGCCCCCGUCCGCGGGGCUGCAGGCCUCGAGGAGGCCACAGGUUGUUCCGCAAGGCUGACACGGAGCCGCCCCGGAGCCCUCAGGCCCCACACUACCUGCCUGGUCUGGAGCCCCUGGAGGUGUCAGAUGAGGUGGCAGGAGGCACGGGACACAUGCUUGAGGGGACUGUGCUCCCCAGGGAAGAUGAGUUCUCAAAGCCUUCUGUCCAGGACUCCAGGAGGGCUUCCCCGGGGCCCCAGGGGCAGCCUGGGCCAGGGCUGGAGAAUCACUGGGCUCACCCCCUGGAUUCCCUCGCUCUGCACAGGAGAGCCCGUGCCAUCGCCUCUGCGAGGAAACUGGGAUCCUCGGGGUCCGGCAGACACACUCCAGCUACAGAAAUUCAGGAGUCUCUGGGAACUGUCUCCCCACAACAGAGCCAUGAAGAGCCCUCUGCCUCCCACCAGGCCCAGCAGCCAGCUGCGUCCCUCUCCCCUGAAGGCUGGGUGCCAACCCCUCCCGCCUCAAAGAAAACCACCUCACCCGUGUCUCACAGGAAGGCAGCCUUGGCUGGGCUCCACAGGCCGGGUGACCAGGGAGAGCCUGUGGACAUCCCUCUGCCUCCUUCAAGAAGUGUAGCUCCCAGGACCUGUGAGGUCACCCCUCCACAGCCCCAGCCCCGCAGCCUCCACAUCAGGCACCCACUGCUGGCCCUGUCCACCAACAACUGCAAUAACAGUGCACCCCAGGGGCUGCCGGAGCCCUGGGGAGGAGCCAGCCCUGCGGAGGGGAAGGGCGCCUGCAGCCAGGAGCCCGCAGCAUCCCUGGAGGACUGCAGAGAUGGAGGACCCCAGGGCUGUCUCCACUCAGCAGCUGUUGGCACCAUCAGCUCCGUGGGCAUCAGCUUCUCCCUGGGCUCAGAGGAGCUGGGGUCCAGCCAGGAACCAGAGGGCGGCCUGCAGAGGACAGAGUCGAGUUCUGCAGGACAGGUGUCAUCCCGAACACCGCCAGGGGCCAGUGCGGGGCCCGGCCCGCCCUCAGCUGCCCCUUCGGACAGGAACAAGAAAAGCAGUGUCAGCACCACCUCCGCCCUGGGGCUGAAGAAGUUCUUCUUGGCCCUGAGUCAGGGCCCUCGGCCCAAGAUGGGCAAGUCCCGCAGCUACAGCGUGGAGCAGCUGCAGCCCCCUGCGCCUGGCCCGGCUUCACACAGCAGCACCCCUGCAGUGAAGAGAGCCCCGUCGUUACAGUCCCUGCAUCUGGUGUCACCCUCUCGCCAACAUCGGAAAGCUGCCUCCUUUCAGAGCCUCCAGUCUCUGCUGAGUGGCAAAGUAGACCGGUCCAACCUCUACCUGGUGGGGGAGCCAGGGGACCACAGAGCAGCCGGCAGGCCAGCCAAGGCGCCGCCCCGGCGUGCCCUCAGCGUGGAGGACGUGAGUGCCCCGGGCCUGGCUCGCACUGUGGGCCGCGUGCUGGAGGUGUUCCCGGAUGGCACAAGCCAGCUGCAGCUUCAGCGCUCCCCGGAGGGCACUUUCGGCUUCUGUGUGGCCUCUGGGAACGGGCGCCGGGACUCAGGGUUCUACGUGCAGGAGAUGGCUGACGAGAGCACCGCCAAGCUGUACUCGGGGCUGCUGGGGGUGGGGGACGAGAUCCUCGAGGUGAAUGGGGCCAAGGUUGCAGGGCUGGGCUUGGCUCACAUUCAGGAGCUCCUGGCCCACGCGGAGAGUUUGUCAAUCCGUGUGCUGAGGCAGAGGCCGGUCCCGAGGUGACCCGAAGGUAUCUUUGCCUUUGCUAUCACCCACUUGGAGACCUUGAACCACCCUGGGGAGGGGGGCUGGGAAUGCACUACACAAAGCUGCUUUGUCUAUUGAAAAUGAAUACGGUGGCGUGUGACCCCUGGGCUGUGACUGACCACCCUAGCAAGAGGGGAGGAGCCUGUGUGUGUAUUUUGUUGAAGGGUGUUAGUUUAUGCCGAACUGGGUAAAAAAUCCACCCUGACCACACCUGAGGUUUUGUCAACCUCUUCCUACACCUUUGUUGGCAGCGGAGGAGAGAGAUCCAGUGGGUCCUUCGGUUGGUCCCUGAGCAUCGCCUCACCCCCAGGUCCCAUCCACUCUGUCAGGGGCUCCUUCAGCCACCCCCUCCCCAACUCCAGAACCAAAGAAAGUGCUUGGCCAUAUUGGCCUCAGUCUCACUUCUCCCAGCUCCCAUUUGGCACCUUUGCUAUUUUCCCAGAAAUGGGCAAAGCGUCCUGGGGUAACAGCCUGACAGCCAUUGACCAUAUAUUCCAAACCAAAAAUUGGCAUAUGUGGUCUGGUGUUGAAAACAUCUGGGAGAUGUUAAUCUGGUAGGCAGAAUAUUAAGAAUUUCUGGGAAAUCUUUGUGAUAUAUACAAGUUUGAAGGAAAAAAAAAUGAAACUGAGACCAAUUUCAGGGAAGUGCAGCUGUGGCCAGUGGGUCUGGCCAGACCAGCCCCGCCCCACCCCCGCCUCUGCCCAGAGCAAGGCUGGAGCUGCCGCAGCCUGGCCGUGAGGACCUCUGUCCUCCUUCUCCCGUGACCUCGGACAUGGGCUGCAGCUGGUGCCAGGCUGUCCCCAGCCACAGGCUCUCCGCCCCAACUCCCUGACGGCAGCUGUGGGUGGGCCGAUGGCAGGACAUGAGCAGGGGGAUGGGCUGUCCUGUCUGGGCACUUCACUGCCCUAAGGGUUGGGACUCUGGGAAUAGAUGGCCGUGUGUCAGUCUUAAAUUAUUAAAAAAAAAAAAAAAAAAGAAGAA
Messenger RNA from Camelus dromedarius (Arabian camel), 5331 nucleotides. Its product is annotated as KIAA1614 ortholog. Gene Ontology annotation, cellular component: cell cortex; nucleus; apical plasma membrane. Bases 756 to 4325 code for a protein of 1189 amino acids. NCBI's taxonomy places the organism in Eukaryota, Metazoa, Chordata, Mammalia, Artiodactyla, Camelidae. Gene Ontology annotation, molecular function: protein binding. The record is from RefSeq and is a predicted model, not a curated record. Gene Ontology annotation, biological process: establishment or maintenance of cell polarity; centrosome cycle; regulation of cellular localization. The transcript has 11 exons.